AUGAAGCGUACUCGGUCCCGACGGAAUCGAAAUCCCGGAAGCAAUCGGGGCGAGGAAGAUCUCUCCACCACCAACACCGACUUGGACGAGCAGAGCGACGCUACUUACGAAACGGACUUGACAGAGCCGGACGAUAUCUCACGAAAACGUCUCCGAUCGGACGAGAACCUUGACCUGGAGUCAGAGAUAUCCUAUGCCGCUGGAGAGCUCUACGAGGACCCACUGGAUGAAGGCGGAGUUGAUCUCUCUGAGAUCCCCGAGGAUUUCGACAAAGCACCACUCACUAUUGAACGACGAGAGCGGAUUGAGAGUCGGUGGAAAAGGUACUGUGCCAGCCAAGUGCGGAACAGGCCCAACGUGCCAAAAUGGCGCAAGGCCGAGGAGGCGCUACGCCAGGCGUCGAACAAUGAUAUGUAUCGGUUCCUACGCUGGUGUCUCCUGCUUGAGCGAAGUGAGGACGGUCGACAUUAUCCAGGCAUCAACAAAGCUAGUACACUUGAGACCGACUGGAAAAACCUUCGCUUGUACUACCAGAAGCUCACCAAGAUUAUAAUCAACGAUGGAGAUGGCUCAGAGAUACGAAGGGGUAUGAAGUAUUUGGUACAAGAGUUUGGUUUGGACACGCAGCCUGCAAAAAAGACGCCGGUUUAUAUCGAGGAUAUCGGCCCAUUUAAUGAAACGAUUUUAUCGACGCAGGAGAAAAAGUUUCAUCUGGGCUUCCAACGCAUCCAAGUGUGUCUGUUCAACUCCCUCGGUAUCUUUACGGUGCACCGGCGAAACGCCUUGUUGAGUCUGCAGUUCAAGGAUCUGCAGAUCUCCCUCCAGAAGGAUCCUCGUGGAGGCCCGCCGGUUCCCAUGAUCGAACUUACCGCCGAAGGGACGAAGAAAUUCCUCGGUCUGACGAAAUUAACUACUUUUGCACUUCCCGAGAUCAUUUAUGGGCCCUCUCUGGUGAUAUGCCCGCACACAUUGCUUUUUGGCAUCCUGUUUCACGCACGGGCGUUCCGGAAUCAGGGGCUGACCUCGAAAGCUCAGCUGCGGAAACUCUUUAUCAGCAAAGGCUGCGAACAGCUUCUGGUCCCUUUGGACCCUAAAAAGGCUGAUUGGUAUAUCUUUUGCAAAACGGAGUUGGUCAAGGGCGUUCCAACCAUUCAGCGGACUACGCAGAUGUCCAAGUCUACCAUGUCCGCCUUGCUGGUCACAUUCGGGGAGAUUCGCGGAUGGAAAGGGGCAUUUCACGCCCACCAGUUCCGGUAUGGAAGUGGUAAAGUGCUCAACGAGAGUGGGUGGGUGAGCAAGGAGCAACAUAUGUUGAUCAUGAAGCACGCCAGCCCCCGCACCUUUCUGAACCACUAUCAUCCUCUGCAGCUCGACACCGACAUGAUCCGGGUUAUCUGUGGCCUCGACCCAGAUGUGGAACUGAUGCGAGCUGUCACACGGCAAAGCCGUUGGCGAGACACGCGACGUCCACGCUACUUGACUGAUCAACAACGGGCACAAGUUGAAGAUCAUCCCGAGAUGGAAGAGGCCCGGCGCAACCUACGCAAGAUCCGCACGCAAUACGAGGAGACCCAACAACCCGGCUUGCUUCUCCGACUCCAGCAACGGGAGAAGGAGGUGAGAAACACGCGAAAAAGGCUGCAACGGAGCUUACGGCAUCAGAUUCGAGAGAAAUUUGAUGAAGAGCAAGCCUUUUUGGAUAUUGAGGCGCAACUUUCAGGUGCCGCGGCCAAGGAAGAGAAAGAAGACAACCCGUCCUUAGAGGAUACUAUGCACCCCCUUCAGUUGCAUCUUGUGCAGAGCCUUCUUUCCUACCCAGUUUCUAAUUCCUUAGAAGACGAGUGGCAUCGGCGUGAUGCAGGUACUGCAGCUGUUGUGCAGUACUGUGAUGUCCUUGAAGGAGGUCCGUUGAGGGGCCGGCCUAAGCAGAAAGCUCUUGAAUCUGCUUCACUAGCUGGACCGAUAGCUCAGCCGAAGGCUUUACAGCAGAUCCAAAGUGAUAUCGACUCAUGCAAGGUACCUGCGCCUGUACGUGGCAAGCCGUUACGUGCUACCAGGGAAUACCUCGAAACCGCUAAGCAGCCAGAGGCCUGCUUUCAAUGCUUCGCGAGUGAAGGGCUUCCGGACAAGGUUCGCUUUCAGAUGUUUCAUGAUCCCGGCUGUGUUACGCGCCAUUUUGAUGCUAUUCAUCUGAAGGAAAAGCCACUUAAGUGCAACUGGUGUGAAGUGACGUUGUUACAUCGAAUGGCGUUCCAGCGCCAUGCUUUUGAUGUGCAUCCUAGUCAUCAUACUCGGGCUGGUCUUCUCGACUUGCCUAUCACGGUUAAAGUCACAUGUGGCCAGCGGGACUGGAAAGGCCAACAAGACCAGGGAGGCCAGCAGGACCAGGGAGGCCAGCAGGACCAGGGAGGCCAGCAGGACCAGGGAGGCCAGCAGGACCAGGGAGGCCAGCAGGACCUCGGAAGCCGGCAGGACCAGGGAGGCCAGCAGGACCAGGGAGGCCAGCAGGACCAGGGAGGCCAGCAGGACCUCGGAAGCCGGCAGGACCAGAGAGGCCAGCAGGACCAGAGAGUCCGGCAGGACCAGGGAGGCCAGCAGGACCAGGGAGGCCAACAGGACCAGGGAGGCCAGCAGGACCAGAGAGGCCAGCAGGACCAGGGAGGCCAGCAGGACCUCGGAAGCCGGCAGGACCAGAGAGGCCAGCAGGACCAGGGAGGCCAGCAGGACCAGGGAGGCCAGCAGGACCUCGGAAGCCGGCAGGACCAGGGAGGCCAGCAGGACCAGGGAGGCCAGCAGGACCAGGGAGGCCAGCAGGACCUCGGAAGCCGGCAGGACCAGAGAGGCCAGCAGGACCAGAGAGGCCGGCAGGACCAGGGAGGCCAGCAGGACCAGAGAGUCCGGCAGGACCAGGGAGGCCAGCAGGACCAGGGAGGCCAACAGGACCAGGGAGGCCAGCAGGACCAGGGAGGCCAGCAGGACCUCGGAAGCCGGCAGGACCAGAGAGGCCAGCAGGACCAGAGAGUCCGGCAGGACCAGGGAGGCCAGCAGGACCAGGGAGGCCAACAGGACCAGGGAGGCCAGCAGGACCAGAGAGGCCAGCAGGACCAGGGAGGCCAGCAGGACCUCGGAAGCCGGCAGGACCAGAGAGGCCAGCAGGACCAGGGAGGCCAGCAGGACCUCGGAAGCCGGCAGGACCAGAGAGGCCAGCAGGACCAGAGAGUCCGGCAGGACCAGGGAGGCCGGCAGGACCAGGGAGGCCAGCAGGACCAGAGAGGCCGGCAGGACCAGGGAGACCAGUCGACUUGUUCCAAAAAGUGUCGCAGAUUUGCUACCACUUGA
Molecule: messenger RNA, 3339 nt
Organism: Penicillium alfredii
Lineage: Eukaryota; Fungi; Ascomycota; Eurotiomycetes; Eurotiales; Aspergillaceae
Product: DUF3435 domain-containing protein
Exons: 6
Coding region: 1-3339 (1112 amino acids)
Source: RefSeq, a predicted model, not a curated record